AUGGAUGAUGCAAUGCAUUUAACAAAGUAUUCAAGUUGCCAGUAUUUGAAGAGGAAGGCCAUGAGAAGGAAGACUGCACAGUCAUCAAUAUGCAGAGUUCUCCCAAAUCUUGGGAUGGAAAUGGCCAAUCAUGUAAGGUGGGAGAGGCUAUCUAUAGUAAGAGAAAUGAGUCGAAAACAGAUUCAUCCUGAGGUCACUAACAACCAGCUGUUGGAACUCAUGCAAGCCAUGAGAGAAGACAUGUCAAAGAACAAACAGCAAACGGAUGCGCGGUUAGAAUCAAUGUCGGUCGAUAACGCAGCACUCCGCGAAGAGGUUUCGCAGCUGAGAAGCCAAACCACUUCCCAAGGCCAUGAUCCCACUUCAGUCCGAAUUCCACCUUUUCCUCGCCUUGAGCAAACACCACCUCCUAGAGACCCUUUGCCUUAUCCUUUGAGUGCCCAGUUUGUUCCCGGGAGUACCCUCGGGGGAUAUGAUACUUCUACUUCACGGGGUAAGGGACCUGCGACAGAAGAAAUUCAGCAAAAUGUUAACAGGGAUGCCCCUGUAGAUUUGACCGGUUCUCCAAGAAGUAGACUCCCACAGCCAUCACGUUUUCCUGCUGCACCUUUCGCGGGACCCACUAUCGCUUCAGUCGCCCAAGCUGCGAUGGCCAAGCAGAUCAUCGAACUACGGGGAGAUAUAGAUAAAUUGACUAAAGCACCUCCUGCUUUGGCCAAAAUUAAUGCCAAUUGCUAUACGGGAUCACCGUUUGUGGACAAUAUAUACCAAACGGAUCUGCCGCACAGGUUCAGCGUCCCGAGCAUGAAGUUAUAUAACGGGACUGAUGACCCCGAGGAUCACGUGGCUCACUACAAGUUAAAGAUGGGCGCUAUCGCCAUACCGUACGGCAUGCACGAGACGUGCAUGUGUGAAGGUUUCGGAUCGACUCUUACCGGUCCGGCUCUGCGUUGGUACAUCAACUUACCCAACGGCAGUAUUGCUUCUUUCGAGAAGCUAAUCGAGACGUUCAUGGUGCAAUUCUCGAGCAGUUGGAAGAUUCAUAAGUGCUCUGAUGAUUUAUACCGACUGCCCCAACGAGUGGGAGAAUCUCUCCGUGACUUCCUGUCAAGAUUCAACACGGAGAAAGUAUCUAUACCCUAUUGUGACCCAGGAACAACUAUUCAAGCGCUCCGGAGUUGUUUACUCCCAGAUGGGGAGUUUUAUGAAGAACUCACAAAAUGUGAUGUUAGGAGUUAUGAAGAAGCUCUGAUGAAAGCUACUGUAUUUGUUCGCUGGGAGGAGGAUGCGAGGAGAAAGCCAGUUAAUCCUCCUAAAGAAGAGAAACGAGAGGACAAACGUCCUAGGAAAGUUCAAUCCACCUUUGGCGAGCCCAGCAGUAACUGGCGCUCCCGCAAAUCUGGAGCAUCAGAUUAUGCGAAAAACUGUCCCGAGUACCCUCUUAAGAUACACCAAGUCGAGGCUGUACAAGUCUUGAAAAAGAUGGGCAGCGAGGUGAAGUGGCCGCCUAAGAAAGAGACCGAAGGAUGGAAAGACCCCAAGAAGUGGUGUGACUUUCAUCAGGACAUUGGCCACACUACUCCUGAUUGCAGAGGACUUAGAUACGAAGUGGAUUACCUGCUGAAAAGAGGUCACCUCAGAGAGUUGCUUUCUGAGCGCGGUAGAGCAAUCUGGGAAAAGAGGAAAGUUGAUGACCCAGAAGCAUUGCCCCCGCCGCCACCAAUUACUCAAACUUAUUGUGUGAUUUCUGGGGGAUCAGAGAUCAGUGGAUUGUCCCACACCUCUGCCAAGAAGCACGAGAAGGAAGCAGCAAACCCCGCUGCUAGAAUGGCACGUUCCCUUGGAACUUUCACUAAUCAGGUGAUGGUCUUCGCGGAUGAUGAAGCUACCCAACUGUUACACCCGCACCAUGAUGCUUUGGUGCUCACACUUCAGGUUGCAAACAUCAACCUGAAGCGAAUUUUAAUUGACAAUGGGAGUUCCGCCAAUGUGUUGUUCUUGGCUGCCUACAAAGGAAUGGGCCUAGAUGAGACCUUGAUAUUACGGAAGUCAACGGCUCUUAUCGGGUUCAAUGGUGAGGUGAGCCAUUCAGUGGGAGAAGUUGUGUUACCCAUCUAUGCUCCAGGGUUGAACAAGCAGACUCGGUUUUCCAUCGUAGAUUCACCCUCUGCUUAUAAUGCUAUUUUAGGACGACCUUGGUUGCACGCGAUACGGGCCGUACCUUCCACAUAUCAUCAAAUCCUGCGCUAUCCUACCAAUAAUGGCGUUAGGGAGAUUUUGGGAGAUCAACACUCUUCUAGGAGUUGUUAUAAAACCACCAUGAGGAGCAAGGGAGAAUCUUCGUAG
This is a messenger RNA of Tripterygium wilfordii, 2346 nucleotides long. RefSeq lists its product as uncharacterized. The record is from RefSeq and is a predicted model, not a curated record. The coding region runs from base 1 to 2346 and encodes 781 amino acids. The transcript has 3 exons. Lineage: Eukaryota; Viridiplantae; Streptophyta; Magnoliopsida; Celastrales; Celastraceae.